This is a messenger RNA of Penicillium argentinense, 1905 nucleotides long. Its product is annotated as putative PHD and RING finger domain protein. NCBI's taxonomy places the organism in Eukaryota, Fungi, Ascomycota, Eurotiomycetes, Eurotiales, Aspergillaceae. Bases 1 to 1905 code for a protein of 634 amino acids. The transcript is spliced from 2 exons. The record is from RefSeq and is a predicted model, not a curated record.
AUGUCCGAAACCUGCAUUGUCUGUUUAGGCGACCUUGGCGAAAGCGCCAGUGAUCCCCUCGAGCCCGUGCCAAGCUCCGAUCAGCCUUCCAAGCAUACCGGUACGAAGGACAAACGCGGGCUCGUGGAGGACCACUCAACUGAGAUCGCCCAGCUAUUACCUUGUGAACAUGUCUUACACCAUAACUGUUUGAAGCCAUGGAUCGAGCGUGCCAACAGUUGUCCGAUAUGUCGUCGCUCCUUUCACCAGAUUAACCUAAGCGACCGACUUGGAGACCCUGUCUCUUCAUCAUAUGCCGUCGAAGACCGUGUGCAACAGGCCGAUGUCGACCCAUCGAUGAUCACCGAAGACAUCGAAGAUGACUUGAACGCCGAGUCUCAACCCUGCCUAGUCUGCGGGGAGGCGGACCAUGAAGAUGUUCUUCUGCUCUGCCAUGAGUGCGAUGUCCCUACACAUACAUAUUGUAUCGGUUUAGACGAGGUCCCAUCGGAUGAUUGGUACUGCGCCCAGUGUGAGCCACAACGCGCACUUGCUGGGACUUUUGAGGAGCUUACUUCACCUCGUUCGCUUUGGCCUGGUCGCCGCCGCACUCGUACAGAACAGCGCCGUCUACAAGAUCGGAGCCAAGUGCACGACCGUGAAUGGGCUCGCGUCUGGCAGUCAAUCCGGAACAGGUUGCAACUCGACCUGGAUUUCCCGUUCGACGAUGAGCAAAACUCCCCCCGUGCUCGACAGGAACGCCGUCGUGCAGAAGCCAAUCGACGAGAGUUCCGCCAGUGGCAACGUCGAUUUGAGAUCGCCGACCGGCAGGGUGGGGGCAGACAACUUCAGGAUGCAGCCACUCUGCUCAGCCUUGAGCCUCGGCCAUCGCGGCCUCGCGUUCCUAGAGAGCCGACGCCCGAUCCCGAAUCAUUGGAGGAAAUGAGAGCGUGGAAUGCCUUUGAGCGUGCCCGGGAAAUCGAAGACAAUCCUAACGCUGCCCGGAAGCGAAAGGAACCGACUCUGUCUCCAUCCCCGGAGCCGACUGAACCACAGCGUCAGCGGAAGCGGCCUCGCACUCGACGACCUGAAGAACUCGCUGCUAUGGCGCAACGAAAUGGAGAAUCUUCCUCACGGGCCGCUACUUCGAGACCUCGUCUCAAUGGUGAUGGCUCGGGGGAAGUAAGCUUCCUGUCUACACUCUUGAAAGAGGUCGAAGAUUCUUCGACUGCUGAUCACAAUACUCGUCAUGUACCACCAGCCGCUGCUCCAGUUGUAGCUGAUCUUGGAUUACCUGCCAGUGGGCCAUCCUCACCAUCCAUCUCGCCCGCCUCUUCAACGUAUUCUUCGCCUCGCCUUGCGACUACACCACCUCCAGUACUUCGAAGUCGCCCUAUAUCACCUCUUCAGCUUUCCUCUCCUUCUGAAUGUUCUUCACCCCCUUACUCUCCUGAGGUUUCUUAUUCGGACAGUCCAAACUCCCCAACUAUGAAGAACGGCAGCCCACGCUCCCGUAUUCCUCAGGCGGCCCGCUCUUCCUCACGCAAUAAUUCGCGCCCUCGUCCUUCGUUCGUCGCCGCCAAGUCCGAAAAUCAAUCUCGUUCACGUGAUACGCCACGUCCUAAUCCAAACCCUUCGCCAGCCGUCAAGACCGACAUCAAAAAAAUGGUCCGCACCUCGCUCGACCCGUAUUACGCAGCAAAAACCAUCUCGAAGGACCAGUACAAAGAAAUCAACUGGAAGGUUUCCUUCAAGCUGUACGAGCGCGCCGGAGCCACAAUAUCCUUUGAUGAUGAAUCGCGGGCCGACUUUGUAGCAACUGCCAAAGCCGAAGUGCAAAAGGCGAUUCGUUUGCUUCGCACCCAGAAGAAGGACAAACAACCUAUGACACAUGCCAGCUCUGAUUCAGAUGGCAGUGUAAUGUGA